GUUUGACAGUAUUGACGUUUCAUUUUUGGGGGCGGGCAUCAUCUUCUUCGAUUGACCGAAAUACAAUUAAAUAAAAAUGCUGUAAUUCCUCACUCCUCCUUAGUAUUUAGUCAGCUAUUUAAAUACUAACACCUCAUGUUUGCAUCCAAAGGAUAGCAGGGUACAGUCAAGAUGAUCGGUGGGUUGUUCGUGUACAACCACAAGGGCGAGGUGCUGAUCUCGCGAGUGUACCGUGAUGACAUCGGGCGGAACGCGGUGGAUGCGUUCCGGGUGAACGUGAUACACGCGCGGCAGCAGGUCCGCUCGCCCGUCACCAACAUUGCGAGAACCUCGUUCUUUCACAUCAAGCGAGCCAACAUAUGGCUAGCAGCAGUGACGAAGCAAAAUGUGAAUGCCGCCAUGGUGUUCGAGUUCCUCCUCAAGAUCAUUGAUGUGAUGCAGUCCUACUUCGGCAAGAUCUCGGAAGAGAACAUCAAGAACAACUUUGUUCUUAUCUAUGAACUGCUUGAUGAGAUCCUGGACUUUGGAUACCCUCAGAACUCAGACACAGGAGUGCUGAAGACAUUCAUCACUCAACAGGGCAUUAAGUCUGCCUCUAAGGAAGAACAAGCUCAAAUCACCUCCCAGGUGACAGGGCAAAUCGGAUGGAGGCGCGAGGGCAUCAAAUACAGACGCAACGAGUUGUUCCUUGAUGUGCUGGAAUAUGUUAACCUCCUUAUGUCGCCUCAAGGGCAAGUGCUAUCAGCUCACGUUGCUGGCAAGGUGGUAAUGAAGUCGUACCUGUCGGGCAUGCCCGAAUGCAAGUUUGGCAUCAACGACAAAAUCGUCAUGGAGGCCAAGGGCAAGGGGAAUGACUUCUCAGGGGGCAUCUCCGGCAACACGGACAGCGACCCGGCGCGCUCCGGCAAGCCGGUGGUCGUCAUCGACGACUGCCAGUUCCACCAGUGCGUCAAGCUCAGCAAGUUUGAGACUGAGCACAGCAUCUCCUUCAUACCUCCUGACGGGGAGUUUGAACUCAUGAGAUACCGCACCACAAAAGACAUCUCGCUGCCGUUCCGCGUGAUCCCCCUCGUGCGCGAGGUGGGCCGCACCAAGAUGGAGGUGAAGGUGGUCCUCAAGAGCAACUUCAAGCCUUCGCUGCUCGGGCAGAAGAUCGAGGUGAAGAUACCGACCCCGCUCAACACCAGCGGGGUGCAGCUUAUCUGCCUCAAGGGGAAGGCUAAGUAUAAGUCAUCAGAGAACGCGAUAGUGUGGAAGAUCAAGCGCAUGGCGGGCAUGAAGGAGACGCAGCUGUCGGCCGAGAUCGAGCUGCUGGAAACGGACACGAAGAAGAAGUGGACGCGCCCGCCCAUCUCCAUGGGCUUCGAGGUGCCCUUCGCGCCCUCCGGCUUCAAGGUCCGCUACCUAAAAGUGUUCGAGCCCAAACUGAACUACUCGGACCACGACGUGAUCAAAUGGGUGCGCUACAUCGGCCGCUCCGGCCUCUACGAGACCAGAUGCUAGACGACUGAUUAAUUUCUUGAAUCGGACUUGAAGCUACAAAAGGCGCGUUACAUACUGUUUAAUAUUUAAUGUUAAACGGGCCCGCUAGAUAAAAUCAACUCUAUGGCCAUUGAGUUAACGUUGAAAGUCGCUCAAACAUUGUAAUAACCAGCAAAAAAUUGAACCAAAAAAUGGUGCCCUUAUCAGAAUGUACAAGCUGUAACUGUGAAAAAGACACCUAUACUAUUCACUCGGCUCUUGAAUAAACACUGACUUUUCAGCUAAUUCAUUUAUGUAAAGGAGUUUCCUAACAUCAAAGUUAUGAGAUUCUUAUUUUAUUUUUUUAUUUUAAUAUUUUUAAGUAGAUCGUUUUUAUUUUUAUGCCUUUGUGCGAUACUUGGUAAAAUAUAUGAUAUGUUUUGUAUAUGAUUCUUAGAGGGCUGCAAUAUAAUAACAUUUUAAUUUAAAACAUUUGUUUGUCAUUGUGUUUGCGUCUUAUAUUUGGGCAAUUUCUGAUUUCUGAGCAGCGCUCGUUCGCCCAUAUACUACUAAAGUAUACAUACAGUCAGCGUCAAAUACUUAGUAGCAGUCAAAGUGGCCAAAUAGUUCGGUACACCAUACUUAAUAUAUGGUGUACCGAACUAUUUGGCUACUUUGGUUGCUACAUAAUAUUUGACGCUGACUGUACAUGGUGUAUGUAUAAAAUUUAAAUCAGUCCUCUAAUAAUUAUAUAUUACGUUAUUAUGUCAACACUAUGAUAUAACAUGUACGAGUAUUUGUAAGCCACAUCGAAUCUCAAAAUGAAAUGUUUUUAUGAAAUCUUAUAUUUAUUAUGAUUUUGAUUGUGGUGACACAAGUAGGAAUUACAAUAAUACAUCUAUGUAUAUUUUAUGCGAUUUAGGAUUUUAUUGCAUCGUGAGGUGCUUAUUUGUAUUCGACCAAAAAUGUAAGUAUUAUUAUUGCAGUGAUUUGUCCACGUUACUUAUGUAUUUAGUGUAUCGUUUUUGAAUACUUAUGCACUCGUUAAAAUAUUGUAGGACCUUCAUAUAAAUAAAAGGAGUUUGUUAGUUUAUUAUAAUACUCUUAAUGUUCUGUCUAUUUUUUAAUUGAAUUCCGUUAAACACUUGUUUGUAUGAAAUAUAUUAAGAUGAAUCUAACCCUGUAUGCAUCUAUUCUAAAACAGUGGUCCCAAUACGUAUCUGUAUAUCUGUUUGUAUGCCUUAUUUUCCUUUUGGUAGAUGUAGAUAUAAUGUCGUCGGCAUCAAAUUGACUUAAUUCAUUACGGUGUGUUUUUAUGCCACAAUGUAACUGAAUGGACUCUUUAAAAUUAUCACUAUAAGGGCCACCCCACACUAGCGUCUUUUGAGCGUCGACGUCUAGUCAGCGCUAUGGAAUAUGGCGUCGCUGCGUCGAGCAGCAGCCAUGGAGUUGACUAGACGCCGACUUUCGGGAGACGCUAGUGUGGGUUGCCCUAAGGCCCAAGGUCUUUAAGAAGUCCAUCAUCAGGUUCGCUUCACGCUAAACGGCGCCGAUAGAGACCAUCCAAUCUGAUUUCGACUGUACAUUUAAUAGUUCUAAUAAUAUAAAGAGUGUCGUAAACUACCACAUCAACAUACCAUUCCUAUGAAAUUUAGAAAUGCAUUCGAUUCAUUUCGUAACAGGUUUAUUGAAUUAAAUAUAUAAAUUAUUGUAUACUUUCAAAAAGUAUCACUAAAUAUAACUAGUGUUAAUUAGGGUUAUCGUAGGGUAUUUGCUUGGUUAUCGUCUUCGAAACACGCAUUACAAUAAGCUACUAUGGACGGUAAAACUUGAGCUACAAAUGAGCCUUAUUGCUCGGGACGAAGAUCUAUUUUACCGCAACGUUUAACUGUUGAAAACUUAUUACGGAUUUUGUAUAGAUUGUACACAAUAUACAAAGGAUGCACCGAUGGCAGGGCAAUAGAACUCGAUUCCUAUCGGCUAGCACAUUUCAUGACAAUUUGAGAUAUCUACAGGCCUAAAUAAAAUUACAAGCCGCCGCUGAUACCCACUAUUUAACACUUUCUAAAACGAAAACAUUAAUUUCUUUAUUAAACAGAAAAUGUAAAGGAAUGUACAUUGAGCGUAGAAUCAAAACGUGCGUGUUUCGUAGACGCUCAGUGUAAGUGCAUGCUGUUAUAGGAAAUGCUUAUAUGUAUGGUGUUACAAAAAGGUUCAUGUACAAUAAAUAGUAAACACAA
Messenger RNA from Cydia pomonella (codling moth), 3701 nucleotides. RefSeq names its product AP-2 complex subunit mu (gene AP-2mu). The record is from RefSeq and is a predicted model, not a curated record. The coding region runs from base 172 to 1503 and encodes 443 amino acids. Gene Ontology annotation, cellular component: AP-2 adaptor complex; cytoplasmic vesicle. Lineage: Eukaryota; Metazoa; Arthropoda; Insecta; Lepidoptera; Tortricidae. Gene Ontology annotation, biological process: intracellular protein transport; clathrin-dependent endocytosis. The transcript is spliced from 11 exons. Gene Ontology annotation, molecular function: clathrin-cargo adaptor activity.